AUGGCUAAUUCGCGUCGCUCGCCAAGGGCUUCAUCCAAGUUGGAAGGCUCGAAAGAGCCGCCCGAGAUUCUGCAACAAGUUGGCCGCGCAGUCCUCUCGUAUACCCUCAAGAAGCUCAGCGAGCGACAGGCACAAUCUGAGACUCGAUCUCGAAGGGCCCACCCCAGAUCUAGUCGCACCAGGACGAGGGACCCAUCUUCGGAAAGCAAAGGGAGCAGCAGCCGUGACCUGCCGCGCAGUGAAAGUGGCGACGUACACGCCUUGAUCAGCCAGCUCGUGGUCGGGGCUUUUGGGUUUGGCAUCCGGGCCCUGGUCCGCCGUCGAAAGGAAGCCAAGAAGAAGAAAGCUGCUGCCGCCGCCGCCGCUACGCAAAGCGGAAGCAGGUCUGCUGCGAAAGGGAAGCCACAGCCCGGGCAAGACGUCGGUGCGGGCGCGGUCGACCCGGACCUAUCGGCCGCGCUGGACAGCGUCACGACGGAGUUGCAGAGCGCGUCCGACUCCAUCAGGCGCCUGGCCUACUCUGCGCCGCCCCCCUCUCACCGCGACUGCGCGGUUCGUGACGCUCUUCUAACGGACGCGGAUCGGCUCAGCGGCUCGCUUGUCAACCUGCAAGUGAGCAUCAACAAUAUGCGAAAUUUGCACCCGAGCUUGGUUCACGAAACGGGGCAAAAGGAGCGGCCCAGGGAGAGGCCUUGGGAGAGGCCAAGGGAGAGGACAUUAACCAGGGAGACGACGAAGGAUAGAGAACGGAGUGAGGGUGGGGUUCGCGAUUGGGUGAGAGAACGACAAAGAAAACCGCGAACGGAGGAGGCAAGGGAGGUGAGCAAGGGCAGAGCAAGAGCUGAGGGGGGACUGGAGCGGUCAGAACGAGUCCCGAGAAGUGAAAGAUAUCGGAAUCAUAGGGAGCACGGCCGGAGCCAUGAACAACCCGAGGAACGGCCCAGACAUCAUCGGAGCCGGCGACGCAACGAGAGCAUGCAGCGCGCUCGUCGGCCUGAACCAAUGUGCCGUUAA
Molecule: messenger RNA, 1014 nt
Organism: Thermothelomyces thermophilus ATCC 42464
Lineage: Eukaryota; Fungi; Ascomycota; Sordariomycetes; Sordariales; Chaetomiaceae
Exons: 1
Coding region: 1-1014 (337 amino acids)
Source: RefSeq, a predicted model, not a curated record